AUGGUCUACUGCGGUCGUCCUUCAACAAGUUGCAACAAUUGUCGCGCCAAGAAGAGAAGAUGCGACAAAGCAGUCCCAGAAUGCGGCCAAUGUUGUCGCACGGGUCAGAAAUGCCACGGGUACAGAGAUCCCUCAAGCCUCAUCUUUCGCGAUGAGAGCACCCAGGUCAUCAACCGCGCCCGCUCAAAAGUCUCCAAGAGGACUUUGACGGCCACCCCAACCGACCGCCUCUCGGUGGAGCGCACAGCCCCACGACAGGCACAGAACCAACAACAAUACACCUCCGCACCGGACUAUCACGCCAGCCGCCCCUCCGAUGUCGUCGAUGAGACCAUGCUGGACAUGAGCGACGUCGAUGUCGGAGCCGGGAUGUUCGCCGGCGGCAGCUUCAUGCCCGAGUUGAUGAGCUUCCACGACCCUUUCAACCUGGACGAGACUGGGCUCUUCUCCCUCCACCAGGAUGCCUCGCCCAGCGCCAUGCCGGUAUCGGGCGACGGUCCUGGAUCCGUGUCUGGGCGUCGUUCCCGUGUCGGCGCUUCUAGCGUAGGCGGCGACGAUGUGGCUCUCGAUCAGUUCCCUGAUGACGGCAGCAACCGCGGCGACCGCCAACGGCUAGGACACAACAACUUCACCAGCAGUCAGCCCGAGGUCAUAGCGCGUCCCUUAUCCUUGCCUCUCGUCAUCAUCGGUCUCGAUUUCUUCCUCUCUCACUACGUCGUUCGGCAGUCCGGUCCCUCCUCCGGCUUCUUCGACUACGUUCCGGCCAUGCUGGCGCAAGACGACGGCGGCAACGACAUGCUCGAGGGUGCCAUUCUGGCUGUCGGCUUCAGUGGGCUCGCUCGCACCACUAGCCAGGCCGACCUGUUGACCCGGUCCAUGAUGAUGUACACCCGCACCAUGGAGCGUGUCAAUCUCGCCCUCGCCGACCCCCAGGCCGCCCGUCGCGACAGCACCAUCGUCUCUGUCCUCGUCCUCGCCCUCUACGAGUUCAGCAAGGCCUCUAUCGACGGCUGGAAGCACCACAUUGAGGGUGCCACUUCGCUCCUCAACCUGCGCGGCCGCUCCCAGUUCUCCACCUCGACCGGCCUGCAGAUCUUCAAGGAUGUCUUCUCCCAGCUCCUCACCAACUGCCUGCGCUCCGGCUCCCCCAUGCCCUCGAGCCUACGCAUGCUGCGCAUCGAGGCCGCCAACGCCAUCAGCGUCUCGGAUCCCUACUGGGUCGCCUGCAGCGGCAUGGUCGAGCUUCUGGAUCUCUACCAGCACAUUUCCCCGGGCGGCUACUCGUUCUUUCCCAACUCUUCCGGCGCCUCCUCCUCCGGUCUCGCCGCCCCUUCCGAUUCCUCCAACUCCCCCUCUACUGCAUCCGGUUCUUCCCCCGCCUCUACCUCCAUGCUCUCCGGUCCUCUCAAGGGUGCCAACAUCUCCAUUGAGCACCUCGAGCGCUACCUCUCACAGGCGUUCGAGAUUGACUACCGCCUCGAGAGCACAUUCUCCAAGUGCCCUUCCGAGUGGCAGUUCACCGCCAAAUCCAACUCGUCCAGCAACAGCUACGAUCCGACUCGCAGCCGGCGCGACGUCAACCACAUCUACCACGAUGUCUGGAUCGCCUCCGUCUGGAACAGCAUGCGCGUCUGCCGCAUCCUCGCCAACCACGCCAUCAGCCACCUCCUCCUCCGCGGCGCUAACACCGACAGCAACUGGUUCUUCGCCAACAACUACGUCGACCGCCUGCACCAGGCCACCCAGAACAUCGUCCGCCUGCGCGACGAGAUACUCGCCUCCGUGCCCCAGCUCAUGGGCUACGCCACUUCCCCGGCGCAGGAGCUGCAGCUGCAGCAGCAGAAGCAGGCGCAGCAGCACGAGCGCUCCAAGAACAACGCCGGCUCGGCCGUCGGCGGCUACUUUGCCUGCUGGGUUCUCCUCACUGUGGGCUGCAUGCACAACCUCGGCCACGAGACCCGUGCGUGGACUGCCGCCCAGUUGCGCAGAAUCAGCUGCCAAGCAGGUCUUGCGCAGGCAGACGAUCUCGCCAACUUUGUUGAAUCAAGCAACCUCCGUCCACCAUUGAGUGGAUAG
Penicillium egyptiacum is the source of this 2076-nucleotide messenger RNA. The record is from the annotation of a GenBank genome assembly. NCBI's taxonomy places the organism in Eukaryota, Fungi, Ascomycota, Eurotiomycetes, Eurotiales, Aspergillaceae.